Molecule: messenger RNA, 564 nt
Organism: Helianthus annuus (common sunflower)
Lineage: Eukaryota; Viridiplantae; Streptophyta; Magnoliopsida; Asterales; Asteraceae
Exons: 3
Coding region: 1-564 (187 amino acids)
Source: RefSeq, a predicted model, not a curated record
AUGAGGGUUGCUGAGAGAUUAGAAGUGGAUCAAGGAAAUGGAGUUUUUACUUGGCAAUGGUCUAGACAACCAGAGUCCGAAGAGGAGUUAAAGGAAUGGCAGGAGUGCAAGGAUGUUCUCAGCACUAACGGUUUCUCGGUGAAGGCGGUCAAAAAAUCUUUGAUAGUGGAAAGAGGAACUAAUCACCCUCCUAACUUUACAUGGUGUAAAUGGGUGCCCAUCAAAUGCAAUAUUACGGCUUGGAGAGGCAACUUAGACAGACUUCCAACGAGAGUAAACUUAAGAAGACGGAAUGUGGACAUACCAUCGGUCAUGUGUCCUUUAUGCGGCGAUUACGAGGAGACGGUGGACCAUUUAUUCACUGCGUACUCGGUGGCUAUCCGGGUUUGGUCGGCUUUCAACGUUUGGUGCAACAUCCCGCCGCUCUUCUUUUUUGAGUUUAAAGACAUAUUAGAUAGUCACAAGCUCAUAAGGAACGGUAUUCAGGCGGAAAAAAUCUUCUAUGGGCUGGUUAUUAUAGCAUGCUGGUGUAUAUGGAAAGGCAGAAACGAUACCGGUUUUUAA